This is a messenger RNA of Juglans microcarpa x Juglans regia, 1445 nucleotides long. RefSeq names its product early nodulin-like protein 2. The transcript has 2 exons. Gene Ontology annotation, molecular function: electron transfer activity. The record is from RefSeq and is a predicted model, not a curated record. The coding region runs from base 174 to 1334 and encodes 386 amino acids. Gene Ontology annotation, cellular component: plasma membrane. NCBI's taxonomy places the organism in Eukaryota, Viridiplantae, Streptophyta, Magnoliopsida, Fagales, Juglandaceae.
AAUGCCUUUAUAGUCCAACCCGUCCCCGGCCUCGGUUUCCACACGUACUCUCCUCUCUCUUUCUCUCUCGUGCAUCGAUCGCUUAUCUAUGGCUGUAUAUAUCUAAAUUAUAUAUACUUCUCUUAGAUUUUCGAAGGAUCAUCUAAUUCUUUGUUUCCAUAUAUAAUUCGCUCAUGGAGUUUCAGAGACAUAUCUCCCUCUUUAUUGUUCUAUUUUCUUGUUUUCUAUAUUUAUCCGAAGCCUACAAAUUCUACGUUGGCGGAAGAGAUGGAUGGGCCUCGUCCCCCUCCGAGAGCUACAGCCACUGGGCGGGGAGAAACAGAUUCAAAGUCGAUGAUACUCUUGUCUUUAAGUAUAAGAAAGGAACGGACUCUGUGCUUGUUGUGAGCAAAGACGAUUACUACAAAUGUAACACAAAAAACCCCAUCAAGAAAUUGGAGGACGGUGAUUCUGAGUUCAACUUGGAUAGGUCCGGACCAUUCUUUUUCAUCAGUGGGAACAAGCAAAACUGUGAGAAGGGGCAGAAAUUGACUGUUACUGUUUUGUCGGUAAGACACAACAACAAAUACCCUCCUCCUUCGUCUCCAACUCCACUUCCUACUCCUAAAGGCGCUCCAGCUCCGGGUACUAAGACCCCGGUGUCUCCCAAAGCAUCCCCUCCGGUACCGGCUCUGGCGCCUAAGCCAUCAGCUCCGGUGGCUAAGCCCCCUGCAAACUCACAUUUUGGACCAGCCUUGUCCCCAAGGUCACCGGCCCAUGGUUCCAGUGCUCCGAAUACAUCACCAGUAUCGGCUCCAUUUCCUAGUCCUAAAGCUCCAGCCCCAGGUACUCAGGCCCCGGUUUCUCCCAAAGCACCCACUUUGGCACCGGCUCUGGCGCCUAAAAAUCCUGCUGGACCAGCCUUGGCACCAAAGUCGUCGUCAUCAACCCCUAUGUCAAAUGCUCCGGCAAAAACACCAGUAUCAGCUCCAUGGUCUUAUUAUGGGCCUGUGCCAGCAGUAUCACCACCAUCGACGUCAACUUCUCCAGAAGUGUCGCCGUCCUUGGCACCUUCUCCAGAAGCCAACACUCCAAGUACGGCACCAUCUUCAACAUCUCCAGCGUCAACACCUGAGUCAACCCCGCCGUCAUCUCUGUCUCCAUUUACAUCUCCGCCAGAGCUAUCACCUUCUCCACCGGAGGAGGCCGGUACCCCAUCUGGAAGCCUAAACGCACCGACGGCGCCACGAUCAUUUGCAUGCGCUGUAAUAGCUCCUUCGAUUACUAAUGUGUUGGCGGGUACCGUUACACUCGCGCUGAGUAUGGCUCUGAGGGGCGCUUUGGGUGCUGUUUAGAAAAGCCCCCAAAAAAUAAUAUUAUGUCUAAUGGUGUAAUAAUUCCUUUCUUCUAGUUUGAUUUGUUCAUUUUCACUUUAUUAAUUCGAGACAAAUAUAAUUAGUUCUUAA